CUGCCCAGGCAGUGGCAAAGCGGCUCAACAUUGAACAAGUCCACUCUGCGUUCGUGUACGCGUUUGUGUGCCGUUGGUGUUGCACGGUCCGCGCGUGCGACUCGUCCCAGACAAACAGACUCUCGGCUCUGGGCUCUGUUGGCUCAUUGCGUAUUGCCAGCUCUCAGAGUCCAGCGGUCAACGGGAGUUGUCGGUAGCGGCUCCGGUUAAGCAUAUUUAUUCUCUGCCUAUCAAUCUCCGCCUUAACAACCGUCCCCGUAUUUGUCUCCGCCGACUGAAAUACCCCAGCAAACGUUCGUUCUUUCGCCCCCGCCCUCGUUUCCGGAUCGCGUGCGGGACCGGCUCUCUCGGUCUUCCCUGAAGAUCGGUAUUAGUAUGGAAGCGGUAGGAAACGAGCGCGAGUCUCUGGUGAAGCCUGCCAACGAAGAAAAGUGUGCCGGAAGUGAAUUCGACGACUUGGGCCAUCAGAAGCGAUGAGAAACGGAGCGAAUACGGGGCUUUUUAAAACCGGCUGAUCGGCGCUGUGGCCCAAGGGAGCCCGGAGCCUCGUUUCUGAAAGUGUCCACUGGUGCUGGAUUAAAGCUGAACUUAAAAGUCCCGAGAAGUCCGAGAAAUCGGAAGAGACGUUGCGAGGGGGCGCGAAGCGGCGCAGAGGGAGCAGAGACUCAGGCCUCAGGACAGCGAGGAAAACGCGAAAGGUUUUUUAUCACUCGUGGAAAAUAAUCGGUGGUGUUCGUUCUCGUUCGAGUGUUUUGAAAGUGAUGAAAAUCCGUGGGAAAAAUCGUUGAAAAUCAUUGAAAAGGAAAACAAGAAGCGGAGCUUCCUUUUGCACAUUUCGCGCGGAAGAUAAAUCGAGAGUGAAACGCUACGCGCUUCGUAAAAUCGACGAACUGGAUCGUAUCGGUACAGGAUUAGAGAAGGCUAGCCCGGGGAGCCCGGGAAACGUGAAAUCAGCAGGGACGAAGAGAACAAUCGGGGAAAGGAUCGGAAGCAGGAAGCGGGCGAACGACGAAGUGGACCGCCGGGCGGCAACCCCCGGGGUGGAGGGUGCGAGGUCUCGAAGACCGGAGACAAAAACGAGGACGAGGAAGAAAAGUCGUGAAAUUCUUAUGAUAAAAAAUGAGAGGCUCGAUCUCUCAACGAGCAUAAAAUCCAUCGAAAGUUAUCCGAUAAACGCUCGUUCGUUCUGACAGACGAAUCCAAAUCGGCGAGUUAUGUUCGAGGCUGCGCCGAUGUUGAGAAGACCGCGAAGUUUCUGCGGCCAGGCCUGCGGUAUUUUCAUAUUCGUGGCGACGCUCGUCGACCUGACGAACAUCGCGUUAUCGGCUCGUAUGAGCGGCCUCUACAUCGACAACGGUCACGACCAGACCGUCGUUCACCGAGUCGUUUCCCAACGCGAAAAACGCGAGGUCGAACACGAAAUAUUGAAUCUUCUCGGGCUGCCGGACAGGCCGAGGAGCAUCGCCGGUAAAUCACCUCAGGUACGAAGGUCCGCGCCGAAAUUUCUUCUCGAUAUUUACGAGAAGCAGGCGCUCGGCGAAAACGACGACGCCGAAUCGGCCCUGACCUCCGCCAAUCAUCGCCGCGAUGUCGAAUCCGGCGAGUUCAAUCUCACCGGCCAGGAUCUCAGGGCGAUCGACCAGAGCGACGUCAUUAUGACUUUCGCUGCGCACAAUCAUCAUGUACCAGGAGUGAGACACGAGCGAGGCAAGAGGCUGUGGUUCGACGUAUCCGAAGUGCCACCGGGCGAAAAUAUCAUUGGCGCUGAGCUCAGGCUCUACAGAAGCAUGGAAAUGAAGCACCGAAAAAAUCGAGGAUCUUCGUACACGAUCACUGCUUAUCGGCUCCUUAAAACUGACGAUGGCACUCGAGAAUUGCAGUACGUAGAUUCGACGAAUACGACGGUAGGAAAAGAGGGAUGGAUGACGUUAAACGUCACCGAAGCCCUGCAGCAUUGGGUCAACAACCCGGAAGGCAACAAGGGAUUGUACCUCUCGGUGCAUCCGGCAGAUCGUUCCGUGCACGAAAUGAGACCGGAAGACGUAGGAAUAGUUGGUUUUCGUGGUGACGCCGACAAGCAACCGUUCAUGGUGGGUUUCUUCAAGAGUUCGGGAAUUCGCGAAUCGAAAGCGAGACAAAAGCGCGAAGCGAGAAGACGAAAGAAGAGCGAUUCGUCGAGUCUUGAUUACAGAAACAAUCCUUAUGCGGAUCCGGCGAUACAGUACAACUCGAGAACGUGCAAGAUUCAGACUCUCUACGUCAGCUUCCGUGAUCUUCAGUGGCAGGACUGGAUCAUCGCGCCUGACGGUUACGACGCUUAUUACUGCAGCGGUGAAUGCAAUUUUCCAUUGAACGCUCACAUGAAUGCGACGAAUCAUGCGAUCGUUCAGACACUCGUUCAUCUCGUUAACCCUGGCAAGGUGCCCAAGCCUUGUUGCGCACCAACCAAACUAUCCCCAAUUUCCGUACUCUAUUUCCUCGACGAGAGCAACGUUAUUCUCAAAAAAUACAAAAACAUGGUCGUCAAAAGCUGCGGAUGUCACUAACGCCCGCGAGCGAGCGCUGUCGAACGCCCUUAAUUUCUACUUCUAAGACCACUGUUCGACCAGUUUUUAUCAUCUUCGAUGUUCGUUCGAUUAUUAUUUAUUUUUAAUUACUUCUUUUUUGUAAAAACGACUCCCCAUUUUUUGCUGCUACUUUUCGACUAUAAUUGCACCGGACGAAGGAGGUGAAAAGUGAAACGCCGCGAUGACAGCGAUCGAUAUUUCUUCUCCGUGCGAUUUAACUCUUUCGAAUGAGAAGCGUCGCUAUUAGGCACUAGAAAAUUCGCUGAUCGAACGGAGUCUCAUUUAGUUGGUCAAAAGUGCGGUGGAUUAGAGAAUUUAUUUUCUAAAUUCCAAUUAAUUAAGUUCGUUCAACCGAAUGAGAUUCGGUUCGAUAAACAAAAUUUUUAUCCCAAUUUAUAAAAAUCGAGCGUUUAGUCUCAACUGAAAGUUAUUUCGAGCAAGCAAAUGAAUUUUUGUAAUUUAGUAUUAUCGUAGAAAAUAAGUUUUACUCCGAGCUCGAUGAAUUUUCGUUACCGAUCCACGAGAAAACAGGAAAUCAAUGAAUUUCAAGGUUCGUUGGGUUUUCCGGUUGCUGUCAAACUUCCCAUGGGAAUCCGUUCUCUGGAUUACCAACUUUGUUUACUUUUACCUAGCAUUACUUUUUAUAUCGAGUCAUCGAUCGAAUGGAUUUACGAAAAUUUCGCACUAGAUUACAGUUUCUCCCUAGCGUAAGGUCGGCUCACACUUCGAGCAUUUUUGUAUGACGAAUUUGCAAGGCAAAAUCGAUGAAAAUUCUCAAGUCGUCUCUUCGAUUAUAGUUUUAAGGAGGGUGGCUACACUCGUCAAAAUGAUAAGAAAUUGAUCAAAUUUGGUUAUAAUGUUCUUCAACAUCAAGUCCGAAGACACAAUUUUUUUCAAAAUUUUCUUCUGCUUAGUUAU
Venturia canescens is the source of this 3485-nucleotide messenger RNA. It is a transcript of the gene gbb, whose product is annotated as glass bottom boat. The coding region runs from base 1215 to 2546 and encodes 443 amino acids. The record is from RefSeq and is a predicted model, not a curated record. Gene Ontology annotation, molecular function: growth factor activity; cytokine activity. The transcript is spliced from 6 exons. NCBI's taxonomy places the organism in Eukaryota, Metazoa, Arthropoda, Insecta, Hymenoptera, Ichneumonidae. Gene Ontology annotation, cellular component: extracellular region.